Messenger RNA from Fimicolochytrium jonesii, 669 nucleotides. Its product is annotated as ribosomal protein S5 domain 2-type protein. The record is from RefSeq and is a predicted model, not a curated record. Bases 1 to 669 code for a protein of 222 amino acids. Gene Ontology annotation, biological process: regulation of translational initiation. NCBI's taxonomy places the organism in Eukaryota, Fungi, Chytridiomycota, Chytridiomycetes, Spizellomycetales, Powellomycetaceae. The transcript is spliced from 3 exons. Gene Ontology annotation, cellular component: cytoplasm.
AUGGCCUCCGCUAGCAGGCCGGAGAAGAAGGAAGAAAGGAGCGAUAUGGUCGAAAGUGCAGUGGCACAGUGCAAGAUUAUUUGCGGACAGGCAUCACUUCACCCAACGGAGAAGUAUGCGGAGAUGAGCGAGCACACGCACGACUCGAGCCUUCUCAAGAAUGAGGUGAACGCUGCAACACCGACGACCGAUACCACAAAUUCCGAAGAAACAGGCCCAUCGAUGUUCUCGAUGACCCUUCCCCCAAACUGCCCGUCGAUCAUUCACUCCGCCACCCCGCUCGUUGACCGCAAAAGCGUCUUUGUCGCCCACGUCGCCCGCAUCACGCAGCCUUCGCAAGUCUCACUAAUACUCGGAGCCCUGCUAACGAACAAGCGCAUCAGACGCGCCACACACAACAGCUCCGCUUAUCGCGUCGUGGAAGCCGACGGGAACAUCAAAGAAGGGUGUGAUGAUGACGGGGAGACGGCGGCGGGUGCCCGGCUGCUGCAUCUGAUGAAAGCGCUAGAGGUGAAGAAUGCGAUGGUAGUUGUGACGAGAUGGUACGGUGGUGUGAAAUUGGGCGCUGCGAGGUUCAAAUGUAUCAACAACUGUGCGAAGGAUUUGUUGGAGGCCGAGGGGUUCGGCUCAACCCACCGUGGCUCGAAGCGACAAAAAGGGCGCGGCUGA